Messenger RNA from Postia placenta MAD-698-R-SB12, 1302 nucleotides. RefSeq lists its product as hypothetical. The transcript has 4 exons. Bases 1 to 1302 code for a protein of 433 amino acids. Gene Ontology annotation, cellular component: nuclear chromosome; nucleus. The record is from RefSeq and is a predicted model, not a curated record. Lineage: Eukaryota; Fungi; Basidiomycota; Agaricomycetes; Polyporales; Adustoporiaceae. Gene Ontology annotation, molecular function: transcription coregulator activity. Gene Ontology annotation, biological process: chromatin remodeling; regulation of transcription by RNA polymerase II.
AUGGCGUUGGCCCCUCCACCAUAUCCACAGCAGUCUACCAGUAUCCCUGCUCGGCCACAAGCCCUGCAUUCCACCUAUGCCUCACGUCUGCGCACGGGGACGACCCUGCUUAUGCAGCCGAUUUUGGCAUCCUCGUCCGCCAUUGCCGUCACGACGCGCUCCUCUCGGCGGGGUGGCGCCGUGAACUACGCGGAACCAGCGUCUGGCGACGAGUUCCCGGACGCCGGAGCUAUUGAUUCUGAAGACUCGGACUUUGUGGCGAGCGGAGGAACGCGGUCUGCGGUACGUUCAGCGCGGCUUUCGAGCAAGGCACCUAUAGGGGCAUCCGUGUUCCACGCUGGAAAUGCGACACCGGUAGCACAGCCAGCGCAGGCACAGCAGCGAAAUGAGCUGGACCAGAGUUACCUGGGUAUGAUACCGCCGUCACGUUUUAUAACUGCAAGGCCUGUCGCGCCCACAAAACACGAGUACUUCCCGCCUGAGGCCAUGGAAGUGCAGGCACGCAGACCGACAUCGCUAGUACCCAUACGUGUCGAGUUUGAGACGGACACUCUCAGAAUACGGGACUGCUUCGUAUGGAACCUACACGAAGACCUGAUCAAACCGGAGUCGUUUGCACGAGCAUUCUGUGUCGACCUGGACCUACCGGUAAACCCUUGGGCGGAGACGGUUGCCAACCAAAUCAGGGCGCAGCUGGAAGAGCACGAAGGGGUUGCAGCGGUCGACUUUGGUGUGCCCGACCCAGAAAUGGAGGAGAAGCUUCGAGCGGGCGAGGAAAUGGGCGAGUGCCGGGUGAUUCUGAGUAUCGACGUGCAGAUCGCUACAUACCACCUGUGUGACACGAUUGAGUGGGAUCUACUGUCGUCGCUCACGCCCGAGGCCUUCGCGAGCAAGCUUUGCUCCGAGCUGGGGCUGUCGGGCGAGGCGGUGCCGCUGGUCGCGCACGCGAUGCACGAAGAGAUCGUGAAGCACAAGCGUGACGCGCUCGAGUGGGGUGUGAUCGGCGGCGACGCGCGCGAGGCGGACGACGAGCGGCCGCGCGACAAAAGCGGGCUGAGUCUGCUGAAGGACAAGACGGGGCUGGGGCUGGGGUGGGGCCGUGCGCCGAAGGACGGGCGCGGGCCGAAGCCGCUCAGGAGCGUAUGGCGCGACUGGGCGGAGGCGGAGGAGUUCACGACGCGCUUCGAGGUGCUGACCGCGGAGGAGGUCGAGCGGAGAGAGGUCGAGCGCGAGCGCGCGAGUCGACGAUUACGUCGGGAGACAUCGAAGUUCCAGUCGCAGACGGCGCGCAGGCGACGAUGA